Pelobates fuscus (common spadefoot toad) is the source of this 1635-nucleotide messenger RNA. It is a transcript of the gene STX12, whose product is annotated as syntaxin 12. The transcript is spliced from 9 exons. The record is from RefSeq and is a predicted model, not a curated record. Gene Ontology annotation, biological process: vesicle fusion; vesicle-mediated transport; intracellular protein transport. NCBI's taxonomy places the organism in Eukaryota, Metazoa, Chordata, Amphibia, Anura, Pelobatidae. Gene Ontology annotation, molecular function: SNAP receptor activity; SNARE binding. The coding region runs from base 120 to 926 and encodes 268 amino acids. Gene Ontology annotation, cellular component: SNARE complex; synaptic vesicle; synaptic vesicle membrane.
AUUGGCUGGCGAGGGCAGUGACAUCAUCAAGCUGAUCUAGCCUCUCGGGCGUCGUUCUGCUGCUGCGUAGUGAGGCAGUGACCGGCGGACGGGAUCACACAGGCCGACCGAGCAGCAUCAUGUCCGCCUACAGGCAACAGACCGCGGCCCGGGGCCGGGACUUUAACAGCAUCAUCCAGACCUGCAGCGGCAACGUCCAGAGGAUCACACAUAACACUGCUCAGAUCCAGAGCUUAUUAAAUCAACUUGGCACCAGCAAAGAUUCCACUAAACUCCAGCAGAACCUGCAGCAGAUUCAACAUUCCACUAAUGUCUUGGCCAAGGAGACCAACACAUAUUUGAAGGACCUUGCUUCUGUUCCUACCCCAAUAUCCCCAGUUGAGCAGCGGCAGCAGAAGCUCCAGAAGGAGCGUCUUAUGAAUGAUUUCUCUGCUGCCCUCAACCACUUCCAAGCUAUCCAGAGACAGGUCUCUCAAAAAGAGAAGGAGACUGUUGCCCGUGCCAGAGCUGGCUCACGUUUAUCGAAUGAUGAAAAGCAGAAAGAAGAACAGCUUGUUUCAUUUGACAACAACGAUGAUUGGAACCAAAUGCAGAGCCAAGAGGAAGAUAUUGAAAUAACAGAACAGGAUCUUGAACUUAUAAAAGAAAGGGAGAGUGCCAUAGAAAAACUAGAGGCAGAUAUUCUUGACGUGAAUCAGAUUUUCAAGGAUCUAGCAGUCAUGAUUCAUGACCAAGGAGAGAUGAUAGACAGCAUAGAAGCUAAUGUUGAAAGUGCAGAGGUUCAUGUAGAGCGAGGAACAGAGCAGCUGCAGAGUGCAGCAUACUACCAGAAAAAGUCCCGGAAGAAGAUGUGUAUCAUUAUUCUUGUUUUGGCUAUCAUAGCUUCACUUUUGGGUCUUAUUAUAUGGUUGUCUUUGAAGUCAUGAGUUCACCUCCGACCUUCCUCUCACCCAAGCAGCAGGAUGACAGGACUAGUCUCUCGCCGUUCAAUAGAAAUAUAUCUCUGAAGUAUCCACUGUGUGUAACAUAUUCACCAGUAGAGGCUGAUACAGUAUUUUCAAAUGAAGGCACAGAAAAGGGAUCAAAUUAGUUUUAAUAGCAAACCUACUUUAUUGACACCGUGGUUAAAGGGCAAACGUAACUAUUAAUGAAUUCAUUUAAAUGUAUUUAUCUAUGCAGCUGACUAAUAUAUAGUUUAUUUCCCUUCUUUCUUGAUUUCAACCAAUAACAUCUAUUAGUCACUGACCUAUUAUCUUUCUCCUUUUAACCCACUCAUUUGGUCUCUCAUGGUAGCAUUUUGCUGUUGCAGCCAGCAUAUCAGCCCAGUUGCACUUUACAUAUAAUACCUUUUACAGAGAAGAUAACACUAAUGCAAUUAUCUCUGCCUGCCCCACUACACUGCCUGUAUAUAAAAUGCUGCAAUACACAUUUUUUUAGCUUUUUUUUUUUUUUUGUGGGGGGCGGGGUCAAGAUAUUGGUCUGCAUAUAUAUAACGUGAAAACUCUGCAAAAUAACUUUUCUAUUUGUAGAAGACAUCAGUGCAUUUUUAAUCAUAAGAUGUUAUUUGUGUAUACCCAAAGUGCAAAAGUGCAUCCUAAUGAGCCACUGCUUUUCCAGAGUUUCAGGAUAAUACAG